AUGGCUGAGGAUGGUUAUGCUUAUGAUCGUGUGCCUCCAGGCUACCACUUUUGCCCCUCGGAACAAGAACUCCUUCUCUACUACCUUCGCCCUAAGGUAAACGCUGAGGAGGUACCCGGGGAAAACCACGUCGUUUUUGACUUCAAUCUAUACAGUGACCAACCUCGGAAGAUAUGGGAUCACUUCCAAACAACAAGACAAAACGAUUUGAAGAUGAGCAACGACCUCUACUUCUUCACUGAGCUUCAGACAAAGACCACAAAUGGCUCGCGUGUAUCCCGAACUGUUGGGGGCGGCACCUGGAAAGGCGAAGAUGGGGGCAAAAAAAUAUGUGCUCCGGGAACUGACCAUGUUAUAGGAAUCAAAAAGAGGUUUCGCUAUGAGAAUAAGGGGUCUGCAGAGCAUGGCAAGUGGCUCAUGAAUGAAUUCGAACUUGGUCAAUCCCUGAUACACAACAGACAAUAUUGA
Molecule: messenger RNA, 468 nt
Organism: Prunus dulcis (almond)
Lineage: Eukaryota; Viridiplantae; Streptophyta; Magnoliopsida; Rosales; Rosaceae
Product: NAC domain-containing protein 43-like
Exons: 2
Coding region: 1-468 (155 amino acids)
Biological process (GO): regulation of DNA-templated transcription
Molecular function (GO): DNA binding
Source: RefSeq, a predicted model, not a curated record